Messenger RNA from Rhodofomes roseus, 2606 nucleotides. RefSeq names its product actin-like ATPase domain-containing protein. Gene Ontology annotation, cellular component: Ino80 complex. The transcript is spliced from 13 exons. Lineage: Eukaryota; Fungi; Basidiomycota; Agaricomycetes; Polyporales; Fomitopsidaceae. Bases 257 to 2521 code for a protein of 754 amino acids. Gene Ontology annotation, biological process: double-strand break repair; regulation of DNA-templated transcription. The record is from RefSeq and is a predicted model, not a curated record.
CUACUCUGAACCUCGACGUCGAAUAACUCGCGACCGUCUUUGGCAACUCCUGGACCACCCUUUUCUCGCGAAAACCACAGUGCUUGCUUUCGAGGAAUUGAGCCAGCCUCACGCACACCAAAGCGGAGCGGCGUCUUGGCUACUCAUCUACGCCACUCAGAGUAUUGAGUAUCACACACGCGCGCCACCGAUCGCGUCUACGUCUUCAAUUGAGCACUACGCGGCUCUCUUACAGUGACCACCUAGCAUCUCCAGUAUGCCGCGCGGAAUACCAAACGCGAAGCGCGAUGAAAAUGCCAUGCGAUUCACUACUUUCCACGUCCCUCUACCGCCAAAUCCCAAGCACAUGGGAUCCACCUAUCUGAGGUCAGAUACGCAAACCCACUGGUAUCGUAACGCCGUACGCGCAACUGCUGCUGGGAGAAACAAGAUAGUACAAGAAGAGCCCGGUCCGGCAACUGAAGAGGCUCGGCGCGGCUCCAAGGUCAUAGUCAUACAUCCUGGAUCCCGCUUUCUGCGCAUCGGGAGAGCCUGUGACGUCACUCCCGUCGCGAUACCGAAUGUGAUCGCUCGGAAGUAUAACCCUGUGCCGGAACCUCGGUUUGUCGAGGGCAUUUCAAGACCGAGAAAGAGUAACAUACGUACCGCCCCAGCAGCGCCUCCGGCCGGCGACGAAUACGCCGUCGCUCUGAAUUCAGACGAUCCGUUUGACAUGAAAGUUGCUGCUAUCACAAUCUCGCUUCGCGAUCGUAUGCGCUUUUAUAAACUACGCGUCACUCCCAAUGCAGCCAAUAUUGCAUUAACCUUCAAUGAACAGUUCGUGCCAGAAACAAUACCCGAGGCGAACGAUCCGUUCCACGUUGACUGGAUCCGUGACGAUACAGAGCAAUACUAUGUCGGUGAACAGGCUCUCCGCAUCGCGGAUCCUCUAGCCCAAGGUUAUGCUGUCAGGUGGCCGAUGUAUAGCGGCAAAUUCAACACCCGAGACUAUCCUUCCAACGCCUUGAUCCUGAGUGACAUCGAAACCAUCAUACAAAGUACCCUCAAGGAGCGGCUGGACAUUGAAUCGAAGUCGUACCAAGACUACUCGGUCGUACUCGUGAUCCCGGACUUCUAUGAUCGAUUCUACGUAGAGGAUAUGGUCAGAUUGCUUCUCAUGACCAUGGGAUUCAAGCAACUAUGCGUACAGCAGGAGUCACUCGCAGCGACGUAUGGUGCUGGCAUAUCCAAUGCGUGUGUCGUCGACAUGGGUGCCACGAACACGAGUAUUGCUUGUGUGGACGAUGGGGUUGUCCUAGCAGAUACUAGGAUGUUACUGAACAUGGGUGGCGAUGACAUUACCGAAUUCCUCCAUAUCUUGCUCAAGAGGAUCAAUUUCCCUUACAAGGAGCUGGACUUGGUCCGCUCUUAUGACUGGAGAGUGAUUGAAGACUUGAAGUCGCGUCUGUGCACCCUUGCAGAGGGCGACGUAGCUCUGAAUUUGUAUGAUUUCGUGGUCCGUCGACCGGGUCAGGCAACGCAGAAGUACGGCCUCCGGGCAUACGACGAGAUCAUUCUUGCUCCGAUGUGUCUGUUUGAGCCUCGUGUGAUUGAAUUUGACCAAAAACGUGCUGCAAUGCGCCCUAUCGCCCACCCCGACGUCACAGAAGACAUAGUUGAACAGUUGUCGGACCACUUUACACAAGCAAUGAUCAUCUCGACGCAACACCUCCUUCCAGUGAUAAUGCCACACCCGAUCGUCUUUGAGCAAGUCCCGAAUAUCCCUCAAUCUGGGGCUCUAACCCCCGGACUUGGUCAGCAACCUGCGUUUGUGGUUGCACCUCAGCCAGCCGGGGAGAGUGCUCCUCCCCAGACAUCUGUGAACACGGUGGAGUCCCUGACAGCGUCAGCUAGCAAGACGGAAGGCGAUGUUUCAAAGUCCGUGACCCCUUCAGCAACUGACUCGGGCGAUGUCAUAAUGAAAGAAGAGACUCCGGUGACGGCCUUGCCGACUCGCGCUGCAUCGACUGCACCCGCAAUUGAGACCCCCGGCGCCAGCGUGGAAGUCAUCGACGUCGACGCGAUGGAGGACAAACCGGCACCUUCCGCCCUGCCAGCCGACCAAGUGCUUCCUCCGCAGCAGCCACACAUCUAUCCUGGAGGGUACACCAUCGACGUGUGUUUCGAAGCAAGCAAGCUCCCAUUGGACGUCGCCAUAUUCAAUAGCGCGCGCGCUGCGGGCGGAGAUGAGAAGAUCCGCAAAUACCUGCAGGCCGUCUUGGUGAUCGGCGGGACGGGCCUCGUCCCAGGCAUGGCACAUGCACUGGAGAGCAGAUUGCAAGCCAUUGCCACGCCUCUCGUAUCCAAUAUGGAGAAGGUACAGAUUAUCCCCCCGCCCAAAGAUGUCGACCCGCGUGUGCUGGCUUGGAAGGGCGCAGCUGUACUUGGCAAAAUGGAUUCGGUAUCGGACCUCUGGGUCACAGCUGUAGAUUGGGAUAUUCUCGGAAUGCGCGGGCUCAAAGAACGCUGCUUUUACCUGUAGAUACAGCAAUAUUUGCGAAGACGACGUUCAUUCUGGCAUCUGUAACGUCACCAUGCUGUGCUUUGUUCAAAUGACCAUAUGACCU